Messenger RNA from Oreochromis niloticus (Nile tilapia), 3385 nucleotides. Its product is annotated as nuclear GTPase SLIP-GC. Bases 185 to 2404 code for a protein of 739 amino acids. The transcript has 20 exons. Gene Ontology annotation, molecular function: GTPase activity. The record is from RefSeq and is a predicted model, not a curated record. NCBI's taxonomy places the organism in Eukaryota, Metazoa, Chordata, Actinopteri, Cichliformes, Cichlidae.
UUUCAGCAGGGCUGCGAGGAGGACGGUAGCAAAGAGGAAGAACGUGCAUAUAAGAAAGUAUUUUUCAAAGAAACCUGAACUGGCAGUAGACGCUGUACCCGGCUCACCAGGGGCCGCACAGACGCUGGGGCAGGAGUGUUGGCGAUGCGGGCAGCUGGGACAUUUUUACCGGGAAUGCCCGCUCAUGGAUGUUGUGCAGGUGUUCCGUGUUGCCAGGAUGUCAACAACCUCCCCCACUCCAGUAGGGACGUACAGCCUUACGGAUUUACCACCCAUAAGUGAUAAAGGAAAGAGAAAAUCAGAUCUUCAGAGUGAGUCGAGCCAAUGGCAACCACCUCCUAAACAACAAUACAAGUGUAUGGCAGGAUCACAGUCAGAAACACAAGGGCUGUCUGAUGUCAAAGAAAUAAUGAGAUGUGUCAGUGAAAGACUACAUGGCCGUGACAAGCUCAGUGCUUUCCUAAGGGAUAAAAUCAAGGAUUUGGAGACAGACAAGAGACACCUGGUUGGUGUCUUUGGUAGAACUGGGGCUGGAAAGAGCUCUUUAAUCAAUGCCAUCAUAAAUAAGAAGGGCCUGUUACCUUCUGGAACCCUCAGUGCAUGUACCUCAGUAAUGAUAAAGGUGGAGGCUACCAGUGGAUCAAAGUAUGAGGCACACAUCGAGUUCAUUACAAAAGAGGAUUGGGAAAAUGAGGUGCAGUCCCUAAAACUGGCUCUUGAAGAUGAUGAUGAUGAUCAUGGUGGUAAUGAUGAUUUUCUUGACCCUGAUGGAAAGUUAUCAGCGCUGUAUGGAGAAGAGUGGAAAGAAAGAUCCACUCACAGCCUCAUGGACAACAAAUAUUUCAGAGAUAUUCCAGAGUUUCGAAUGUCCAAGAUAAAAAUUUUGGAAAGUGACUCAGCUGAAGGGUUGUCUGAAGAAAUUGUGAAAUAUACAAGAAGUGACUCAAAUGAGAGAGAAGAAGAAGAAGUAAAGAGGUGGUACUGGCCACUUGUGAAGUGUGUGACUGUCAAAGUGCCAGACAAUGAUUUUCUUGAUCACGUCACACUCGUGGAUCUUCCUGGAAAUGGUGACUGUAGAAGCAGUGAUAAAAUUUGGACAGGGUUUGUUGCCAGUUGUUCAACUGUGUGGAUUGUGACUGAAAUGAAUCGAGCAGCAUCAGAAAAAGAAGCCUGGAAGAUCCUGGAAGAUGCCAGCGGCCUGCUGGGAAAUGGUGGCAAAUGUCAGCAAAUUCAUUUUAUCUGCACCAAGUCAGAUAAUGAAAAACCAGAUUAUGUAAACAAAGUCAAGAGUGCAGUGAUGAAUGAAUUCAAAAAGCGGAAAUUACUUAAGGAUCACUUCAGUGAGGAUUGUUUCAAAGUCUUCACAGUGAGCUCCACAGAGUUCCUCAAAGGGGAGAAUGUAAAUCCAGAUCUCAAUGAAAUACCAAAACUUCAGGAAAUUUUGAAAAAUCUAAAUGACGCUCGUUCAAAGACAUUAAACUAUGUGUCUGGAGCUCAUGGGAUUCUGUCUUUGAUUCAAGGGGCCAGAAGUGGAGAAGUGGUUGAACAAAAAAACGAUGUGUGUGCAGUCCUUGAGGGAAACUUGAGCAUCCAACUUAAUCGAGUCAAAAAAGCAAUUGAAGACAUUACAAAAGCUUUUGAACAACGCCUACGUGAGGGAGUAGAAAAAUCCCAAAAUUUAUGUGAAAGAAAACUGAGGUCCUUCUUAUACCCCAGUAAAAUGUUUGGCAGAGCUUUUCACAAGAUGCUACAGUCUGCAGUUAGGAAUGAUGGCGUCCAGAAACCAAAAAGAGGGAAAACAAAAGACCUCAACGUGAUAUUAGCGUCUUAUUUGACUGAAAGCAUUGAUGAAGAAUUCAGAAAGACCUUCCAAAACAACAUAAAAUGUGGACAUUUCAAUGGAGCCAUUGAUGCGUUUUCACUCAGCACUGAUUCAUUGAUUGCAAAGUACAAAGAUGUUGAACUGCAACUGACAUUUCUCCAGACAGAGGAAAAAGAAAUUAAGACAAAGCUCAACAAAACCAUUCUCACACAAAAGAAAUUGAUCUACAAGAGUCUGACAGAGACAAUCAAGAAUAACAUGAAAGAAGGUUAUAAAGAAGCAGCAUCAUUUCAAGGACCAGGCACCCUGAAGAACAUGAGGGACACUGUUGAGAGACAUGUGCACUCAAAGAUGGACAUGUUUGAGGAGGCAAAAAGUGUCAUGUUGAAGCAGUUGAACGAUUUGAAGGAAACUGUCCUGAGGACACUGAAGGAAACCAUGAAGGAAUCCAUUGAACACUCACUCAAGACUGAGGCCUGCUCACUGCCAGAUGUUUCAGAACAUCUUGAGGUGGUGAAGAAACAUUAUGAUGAACUUCAUGACGGUCAAGAUGAAAAAAAUAACCAUACUGGAAACAGCUGAGGCCUGAUGACCCACAGAACAUCCCUGAGCAAACACUGAUAGAGACACGAGGUCUUUACAUAUUAUCACAGUAAUUUUUGUUUUGAUCUCUUUUAAUGGUGUGUUGAUGUGUACUUUUGACUUUUAAUGAAUUUUAUACAAAAAGUAUUUUGAAUGUUAUAGAUUUUAUUUAAAAACUGCUAAUAUUAAGGUGUUAAUCACGAGGGUCUAAACCAUGUUUUGAUUUCUAUCUUUUUUUAAAAAUUGUAGUUCGUUGGGAUGGGAGCAUUUAUUUUAAUGUGUGCUUAUUAAACAUUGAGCCUUAUCCAGCAUUGAAUUGAUAUUUACCACUUUAACUUCACAGUUCUAAAUCCAAAUACUUGUUUUUUGUAGUUAUAACAUGUGUGUACAAGACAAAUAGUGAGAAAUAGGCGUAAGUAAAGUUGUAGGAAAUCAGCAGCUACUUCAGUCAUCUCCCUGCCAUUUUGCUCUUUCUGGGUUUGGAAUUAUUUGUCAAUAUAUUACAGUUUGGGGUUAGGUUCGGGGGGGGGGGGGGGUUGUUAUUUUAGGUGUUUAACAUUUUAAGUAUUUCUGCGCAUAUUGUUGAAUUCCUGUUUUGAUUUUUGUCUGGAUUAAUUAUUUCGUGUUUCCUCCCCUGAUAAUGAUUUCCUGUAUUUUCUUCCUGAAACAGUUCACUCAUGUUUAGUAUUUACUUUCAUGUUUUCUGUAAUCUUAUUUCAGUAAUCAUUAUAAAAGCUGAUUUUUAAAAAUGCUCAGGAAAAGGUACUUCAGUGCUUCCUUUAUUACCUCCUUCAGCAUACAGGAUUAAGAUACACUGAACCCUCCUUUGUGAAAUAAAGAUAUUUACAUCUCAUAAUUUAUAGUGACAGACAGUUGUCGAAGAAUAAGGUUAUCAAAACUAGGCUUGUGGCAUAGAGCAUUUAAAUGUUAAUUAUAAGUGUUCUUUUCAUUUUUUUUAUUUUUUAUUUUUGGCAUAACAAA